This is a messenger RNA of Racocetra persica, 223 nucleotides long. NCBI's taxonomy places the organism in Eukaryota, Fungi, Glomeromycota, Glomeromycetes, Diversisporales, Gigasporaceae. The record is from the annotation of a GenBank genome assembly.
UCAUUAUAUUUGAUAAUCGUGGAAUGGGUAAAUCGAGCGUUGUUUCACCCUAUGAACCUAUUUCAAUUGAUUUGAUGGCACAAGAUACAAUCGCAUUGGUCAAGCAUCUAGGAAUCAAAAGAUUUAAUUUGUUAGGAUGGUCUGUGGGAGGUCUUAUUGCAGUUAAUGUGGCAUCAAAUCUUCCAUUGGGUCUUGAACUAGAGAAACUUAUUAUUUGUGCAAG